AUGUCACAAUUUGUUGGUUUCGGUGUACAAGUGGAGCUAAAAGACGGGAAGCUCAUUCAGGGGAAAAUUGCCAAGGCAACUUCAAAAGGAUUGACUUUAAAUGACGUUCAAUUUGGCGAUGGUGGUAAAUCUCAAGCUUUUAAAGUGAGAGCAUCUAGACUCAAGGAUUUAAAGGUUCUAACUGUUGCCUCUCCAGCUGGUAAAAGAAAGCAACAAAGACAACAACAACAACAACAACAACAACAACAACAACAACAACAACAACAACCAAAUGAUUAUAGUCAAAAUCGUGGCGAACAUAUUGAUUGGCAAGAUGACGAUGUGAGUAAGAUAAAACAACAAGAAGAUUUUGACUUUCAAAGAAAUUUGGGCAUGUUUAACAAGAAAGACGUUUUUGCGCAAUUAAAACAAAAUGACGAUAUACUACCAGAGAAUAGAUUACAGGGACAUAAUAGAAAACAACCUCAGCUGCAACAAAAUAAUUAUCAGAACGAUGAAUUGGUUAUUCCAGAUGCAAAGAAAGACUCUUGGAACAAAAUUUCUUCAAAAAGCGAGCAAAGCGCGCAGCAACCUCAGCCGCAACAAGAUCAAGAUGAUGAAUUGUUGGAAGAUGAUGACCAUGAAUAUGACGUGGAUGAUAUCGACGACCCUAGAUACUUACCAAUAACUCAGUCUUUGAACAUCACACAUUUGCUUCACUCCGCAACUAGUUCUCCAUCUAUAGAUGACAAAACUAAAAAUACAGUUAUAAACGAUAAGGACCAGGUACUAGCUAAAUUAGGUCAGAUGAUCAUCAGUCAAUCGAGAUCGAACUCAACGUCCUUACCAGCUGCAAACAAACAAACAACCAUAAAAUCAAAGAACACUAAGCAAACCAUCCCGAUGGCCACCCCAGUUCAACUACUAGAAAUGGAGAGUAUUACAUCUGAAUUUUUCAGUAUUAAUUCAUCCGUAUUAUUAGAAAAUUUUGCUGUAAAUGCAUCGUUCUUUCUUAAACAGAAGCUAGGUGGCCGUGCACGUUUACGUUUACAGAAUUCUAACCCGGAACCUUUGGUAGUAAUACUAGCCUCAGAUUCCAACAGAUCUGGUGCCAAAGCUUUGGCGUUGGGUAGACAUCUUUGCCAGGCGGGUCAUAUUCGUGUUAUAACAUUAUUUACAUGCUCUCAAAAUGAACUACAAGACCCCAUGGUUAAGCAGCAAACGGAGGUCUAUAAAAAGUGUGGCGGAAAGAUCGUGAAUAGUGUAUCUUCGCUUGAAUCUGCCAUGGAGACAUUAAACAGCCCUGUGGAAAUUGUCAUUGAUGCCAUGCAGGGCUACGAUUGCACAUUAAGCGAUCUGGCAGGUACAUCGGAAACUAUUGAAACCAGAAUCAAAAGCAUGAUAUUAUGGUGUAACAAACAGCGAGGCUCCACCAAAGUAUGGUCUCUGGAUAUUCCAAAUGGGUUUGAUGCGGGCUCCGGUCUGCCAGAUAUCUUUUUCUCUGAAAGGAUUGAAGCCACAGGGAUUAUUUGUUCAGGCUGGCCGUUGAUUGCCAUCAAUAAUUUGACGACAAAUUUACCCAGUCUAGAAGACGCUGUUUUGAUCGAUAUGGGUAUUCCACAGGGUGCCUAUUCACAAAGAACUUCUUUGCGCAAAUUCCAACGCUGUGAUCUCUUUGUUACUGACGGGGCUUUACUGCUGGAUUUGUAA
Messenger RNA from Saccharomyces mikatae IFO 1815, 1689 nucleotides. RefSeq names its product Edc3p (gene EDC3). The record is from RefSeq and is a predicted model, not a curated record. The transcript has a single exon. Bases 1 to 1689 code for a protein of 562 amino acids. NCBI's taxonomy places the organism in Eukaryota, Fungi, Ascomycota, Saccharomycetes, Saccharomycetales, Saccharomycetaceae. Gene Ontology annotation, cellular component: P-body. Gene Ontology annotation, molecular function: mRNA binding. Gene Ontology annotation, biological process: deadenylation-independent decapping of nuclear-transcribed mRNA; P-body assembly.